Molecule: messenger RNA, 739 nt
Organism: Suillus bovinus
Lineage: Eukaryota; Fungi; Basidiomycota; Agaricomycetes; Boletales; Suillaceae
Exons: 3
Coding region: 130-543 (137 amino acids)
Source: RefSeq, a predicted model, not a curated record
GUGCAAUGUGCUCGUGUCCAUUUUUGGUCCAUCCUGAAACGCGAUAAGCUGUUUCGCUUGAUAUAUCGCACAAUCUGAAUUUGUCCCCAGAGUCGAGCUCAAGCCUAAGGCCUAACUUCUCAGAACACCAUGGCCACACCAUCAGACGCCAGUCCAACCUAUGUUUACAAGCUCAUUCCAUCAUCAGCAGCCCCACCCGACCCCCUCCCUGAUCGGCUCCCCGUGAGCGACCUCGACCGGGCAUCCAACUUCAUCCACCUCUCCACCGCCCACCAAAUCCCCAACACGCUCAAAUUCUUCUUCAAAGACGACCCCAAAGUACACAUACUCCGCAUCCCUUACGGCCCUCUCGAGAAGAACAUCAAGUGGGAGGAUCCAAAGGCAGAGGUGUGCGGUCCGCGUGGAGGGGAGGGCAUGUUCCCGCACCUUUAUAAUGAGUUUAAGCUGGGCAGGGACGAGGUAGAGAGCGUGCAGGCUUGGGAGAGGGGGGAUGAGGGAUGGGAUGAGGCUUUGCGUGCGGCUGAGGCGUGGCUUGUUUAUUGAUGGUGAUUGGUGUUCUUCUGCGUGAUGUGCGAUGAUCUUCAACAGGCUAGAGCUGUAGCUCCAACUUUGAAUGAAGAUUUAUUCGAUAAGUACGUUCGCAUGCAAACUACAAAUCGACACAUUACGCAUACUUUUACGCUGAACACCAUCCUGCUUUACAUAUAACAGACCUGCGACGCUCAAUCUCAUCCAGACU